GAGAUGAAGCCAAAGGAGCCAUGAGAAGGGGAAAAUGUCAAAGGUUACAAGGCGUGUGGAUGAUGAUGUCGUCGGUUUGGUUCGUGGCGCUCCUGGGCGGAGUGAGCGGACAACUGAGCAUGUUCGACGGUCUACUCAGGAUGUACCGGCGCCAGGGUCUUCCCUUCCGGGAGAACAGGUUUCUGGGCAACCAACCCAUCCUGAGCGAGUACGACUUCAUCGUGGUGGGCGCUGGAGCAGCUGGAUGUGUGGUGACCAACCGCCUCACGGAAGUGCCGGACUGGAAGGUGUUGCUGCUGGAGGCCGGGGUGGACGAUAGCAUGUUCACUGACGUCCCUAUCUUCAACACGUACUUGUGGUGGACGGAGCACAACUGGCUGUACCAGACGGAGCAGCAGAAGGAGGCCUGUCUCGGUCUCAAGGACAAGACCUGCCCGUGGCCCGCCGGCAAGGGGAUGGGGGGAGGCACCAUCAUCAACGCUCUGAUAUACACUAGAGGCAACACCGGUGACUAUGACAGAUGGGCCUCGUUGGGAAAUCCUGGCUGGAGCUACGCCGAUGUGCUUCCGUACUUCUUAAAAUCAGAAAAGGUCGCCAUACCUAGGUUGCAGAACUCUCCAUACCACGGGCACUCUGGGUAUUUAAACGUGGACUACUCCCCGUACAAAACUCCUCUUCGGGAUGCAUUCAUGGAAGCAGGGCGAGAACUAGGUUAUGAUUUUAUAGACUACCACGACCCCGCUACUCCGAUUGGGUUUUCCCCCAUUCAAGCCACGAUGUACAAAGGUCGAAGAAAUGGAGCGUCCAGGACAUUUUUGCAUCCGAUCAAGAACAGAAAGAACUUCCAUGUGGCUACCCAAGCGCACGUGACGAGAAUCCUGAUCGAUCCCAACACGAAGAGGGCGUACGGUGUGGAAUUCAUCAAGAACGGAAGGAAAAGAGUGGUUUUGGCUAGGAAAGAAGUGAUUCUAUCAGCUGGUGCUUUCAAUUCCCCGCAAUUGAUGAUGCUCUCAGGCAUUGGACCCAGAGAUCACCUGACCCAGAUGGGGAUUCCAGUGAUGGCCGAUCUUCCAGUGGGUAACAAUCUGCAAGAACACAUCAGCAUGGCCGGUCUGACCUUCCUCGUCAACGAGGGAGUAGGACUGAUAGUUAGCAGGCUUCUAGGAAACGCCACAACCUUUGCUUUGGAGUAUUUGAGCAGAGGGAGAGGACCCUUCACAAUGCUGGGUUGCGAAGCAUUAGGCUACAUAAAGACCAAGUACGCUAACAGCUCUAACUUUCCCGACAUAGAGUACAUAUUCGUACCAGCUUCUCUAGCUCUCGACAGCGGUUCGUCACUCAGGAAGACAAUGGAAAUCACGGACGAUCUUUACAAUGCGGUCUGGAAAGAUGUGGGUGGGAAAGACGCGUGGACUGUUUGGCCCAUGCUGCUAUACCCGAAGAGCACAGGAUUCGUGCGACUAGCAAGUACAAAUCCCCUGAAACCACCGAAGAUCAUCGCGAACUUCCUCACAGAGAAGAUCGACGUAGAUGUGAUGGCUGAAGCUCUCCAAACGGUUGUUGAGCUGAGUAAGACGAGAGCCUUCCAGAAGUUUGGCUCUAAGCUGCACGAUGUCCCGAUUCCCGGUUGCGCUCAGUUUCCCUUCGGCUCUCUGGACUACUGGGGAUGUUCCGCCCGCUACAUCACCACCCAGCUGCACCAUCAGUGCUGCACGAACAAAAUGGGGCCCUCCACCGACCCCGGGGCGGUGGUCGAUCCCUCCCUCAGGGUGUACGGGGUCUCUGGUCUGAGAGUCAUCGAUACCUCCGUAAUGCCGGUCAUUACUGGAGGACAUACCAUGGCCACGGCCUACAUGAUCGCGGAAAAAGGCUCGGACUUGAUCAAAGAAAUGUGGUUGUCCCAAAGAUUCUUCAAAUAACCCGAUUCUUUUGAAAUGACAGUAAAUAGCAACGCUGAUAAGUAGAGAUAAUUUAGUAUUAAGUUAUUUAAAGUGAUAUAUACUCUAGUAUUUUCGAGCUGUGUUACUUUUAAUUUGAAAAACAGUAUUUAAAUAGUAGCAAGAAUGUGGUUCAUAGUGAUGGAAAGGUUGUCCAUGAGUCAAGUCCAAGGUUUGUAGUACUAGUUUAAAUGGUUUGAUUAUAUUCUUAGCGCUUUACCAAAUAACACAACUGUUAAUAUUUAUAAUUAUUAGGAAGUGCUUAGAUUCAUAAAUUGAAACCAAACACAUUAGUGUGCCAAAUCUAAAAGUAUUCUCUCCAUCACCAUAAUUUUUUCAAUUUUGUAUUUUAAUUAUACAAUUUCUUAAGGAAAUAUCCAUCCCCUUUUCAGCCUUAUUCUGCUCGUCCUCAUGGGCCACUGGCCUAUGCGAGUAUCUUAUCAGAAAGAAUAAGAGGGAGAGCCGAUAAUGUAUAAGAUCGACAGUACUGAUAAUAGUGUAAUGGUCACAGACAGGAUUCGAACCUGCGCUAUCUCUAACUCAGACAGCCCUAAACCGGUCUGUUAUCGCUUUGAUAAUUUUGUUGCGAAAUACUAAUGUCGGAAGUUUUAAAAUAACUUUAGAUAUUUAGCCUUUUAUAGUGAUAAUAAUAAUCAUUAUUACUACACGUAAUAAAGAAUUUGAAAAUUGAUAUUGGCAGCACAGAAAAAUAUAAGUAUACACAUUAUUCAACUUAAUGUAUUACUAACCUAAAAUAUUCCAAUAAGUGGAAAAAAUUGUUUUUUAGAAUCAGUCAAGAGAUUUCGAGACAGUUUAAAUAUUAUUAGUUUAUUUCUUUUGGGAUUUACAUAUACUCAGUGUAAAGAAAAACUGUAAACAAAUAGUUUACAAAAAAGUUUGAGAAAAGUAAAGGCAUUCCAGAUUAUCUUUGAUUUUUUUCUGAAGUUUGAACGGACGUCAUACUUAAAUGAGUGUGCACCAAAGAUCUUGGAUAUGAUAAAAUUGUAACAAAGUCUCAAUUUACAGCAUUGUUUUUACCGGUUCUAGGUGAUCGAAAUAUACUUAUGGGCUGUACAUGUAAUUAUUAUGUACACAUUAUGGGUUACGACACAUUAUAUUAAUUAUAUAAUGUGUCGUAACCGAUUCGAAAUACAAAAUAAUUGUAUAUUAAAAACAUUCUAGGGCAUUUCAUAUGCAUUCCGGAAAUAUUGUAUUUUUAUAGGUCCAUAAAUAACACAGUUCUGAUUAUUUCUAACUGUGUAAUCCCCUGUUAUUCUUGUUGAGCUGAGUAAGACGAGAGCCUUCCAGAAGUUUGGCAAAUAAUCGAUCUUCAGUACUGAUUAUUGUACUGAAGAUCGAUUAAUGACCGCCAUAAUGAAAGAAAAUGACGUACCAAGCUGGUCAAUGAUCAUUUUGUGUACAAAAUAUACCUAACUAAAUUAUGUUAGUAGUAACUAAAAUUAGACUAUGUUCUCUAUUAGAACAUAUAUCAAUUCCUCUAAUCAGUAAGAUAAAAGUUGGUGAAUUCUAAACAUAAGUUUAAGUUAGGUUUUAUCAAUAGUUCUAAAAUUAUGUUGAUUUUGCCGCUUCGAAAAUUAAAAACUCUUGUGAACUUGUAAAAUAAAAAGAUAUUGUAAACCAAGAUUUUUAGUUAAAAAACCAGUGGAAACGAAAGCUUUCAUUUGCAUUUAAUGACCAAAUUUCUAGGAAACCAUUAUUGUGUUAUUCUAUAGUAAAAUCGCAAAUUUUUCGAACCCCCAUAUUUUGUACGAGAAUCAUGAAAUAUUAAGCCAAAUCAUGAUUUCUUGGAGUUAAAAUGCGUAAUACAUUAUUCAUUUGAAAGCUUGUAGUUUGCUAUUCACCUAUGAGAGUAAAUUAGUAAUUCCAUAGAAUUACUAUAACUUUGGUGACUGGAGAGCGAUUUUUUCGUAUUUUUGGUUUUAGAGGUGUUUCAGUCGAUAGCCAUCACUAUUCAAUAUUUUGAAGCGGUAAAUUUACAAAUAAACAAACGCCAUGGAUAUUACAUGGAUAUUAGUGCUAAACCCCUAGAAAGGGCAAAAAUACCAGUGAUGGAGGAGAGGUCUUUAAAACACUUGUUAUAUAAUUUUAUGUACUUGUACGUAUAAAGUGUAAUAUUGUCACAUUUUAAGCAAAAAAAGACGAUUUUAGCUGUUAUGUUGGUUUGAUGACUUGUGAUGAUGCUCAAUUACUGAUGACGCUUUACUUACUAGUUAACUUUCAUAGAGUAUUACUUGUUAUUGUGCAUUACUGUUUUACUUGAUAGUUAAUAAAUUAUGCAAUGUACAAAUAUUGAGUGUCCAGAUUGAAUUUGAAUCUAUAGUGACUGCUUGUAUUUUGUAUUUCACAUUGUUUCAGCAGUUCUUGUACUAAUUGUUGUAUAUAACAGAAGUUUCUUUGAACGGCAGUGCACAAAUUCUAAAAAACUACUUGUUUACAUAAUAAUAUAUAAUGUAGUAUAUAAGGAGUGUUUCAACAAAAUGUAUACACUUUUUGAAACAUCAUAGAAGUUGGCUGAAAACCUAUAUGAGGAAAUGAUUAAAAGAAUAAUUUUCAAAUAAAUACAGCAUUUUUGAAUUUAAUCCGUGGUUGAAGAGGUUGAACUUAAAUGCUUUUAAUCUAAAUAACGGUCUUAAAAUAUAUAUUUUCUGUGGAAUUUUAUGUUUGAGUAUACGUUGUAAGAUUGAGUUUGAACACAAUCAAUGUUGAUAGGGUUUUAGUGCACAGAAAAGGUAACAAAUAUGUACACAAGGUGGAGUGGAUCAAGAAAAUUCUGCAGAUAAAACUUUUACAAAAUUUUAAUUUAGACAUCGGCCAAGAAAUUUAUUUGUAUUUAAUUUAUAAUUUUAAAAGGUAAUAAAUAAGAUAAAGAAAUCAGAUAUUUUAUUAAAUAAAAACAAUACAGACAAGCCCUUUGUUAAUUGGCUCCGAGAUAAAGUGUAACAACUGCAGUGUUUUAAGCAAUUAACUACAGUAAAAUUAUUUUACGAUUUAUUUAAAGCAUAUAACAUUUAAAAUCAAUUUCAAAAUUAAUAUGCACAUGUAUGUACCGAGGUAACGGUAACCCAAUCACAGUUGAACAGUGGUCCGUAAAUUUACCACGUCUAACAGUAUGUUGUGCUUUAUCUUGAGGACAUCCACUCUGAAAUUUGACCGUACUAUGCAAAUAAAGCAGUAAAAGUGAUUUACAAUGCUUGUUUUUAAACAUUAGUUUAAAAGUUGUAAACUUUGAAACAACACUGGUGGCAUAUAUCUGUAUAAACAUGUUUCCUACUACACUAAAUACAGUAAUUCAAAAUGUGUAUACAUAUUUUUUACUAUGUGUAUUGUAUAGUGAUAAAUGAUAAUUUUGUUAUUGUGUAAAAGUAUCCAGUAAUGUUUCAAGUAUAUUAAAUUAUUUUUGUAAGUUUUC
Molecule: messenger RNA, 5367 nt
Organism: Homalodisca vitripennis (glassy-winged sharpshooter)
Lineage: Eukaryota; Metazoa; Arthropoda; Insecta; Hemiptera; Cicadellidae
Product: glucose dehydrogenase [FAD, quinone]-like
Exons: 1
Coding region: 21-1919 (632 amino acids)
Molecular function (GO): oxidoreductase activity, acting on CH-OH group of donors; flavin adenine dinucleotide binding
Source: RefSeq, a predicted model, not a curated record